Molecule: messenger RNA, 909 nt
Organism: Lachancea nothofagi CBS 11611
Lineage: Eukaryota; Fungi; Ascomycota; Saccharomycetes; Saccharomycetales; Saccharomycetaceae
Source: the annotation of a GenBank genome assembly
AUGGAUGCUUUUGAAGCGCGCUUGCAAUUUCUGCAAGUCAUCAAGAAUCUACACAAGACAUUAAAUGCGUCUAAAGAUAAUUCACCUCUCUCGGGCGGAAAUCAGCAACAGAAUGACCCGGUGUCAUUUUAUCUAAGACAUUAUGAGCAUCACUACGAGGAUUUCCAACAGUGCAUGCUCGAUUCGACUGCAAAAAUGGACUCUCUGGACAGACUGAAUGUUCUCAUAUACUGGAGUAGACUAAUAUCGAUGCUUUGGCCGCGAUGUAUGAAAGGUGUUGACGGCGAACAGAAUACUCCUGGGAAGGUAGUGUACGGUCAUCUGCUAGGACAGCUGGAUGAAAUAGUGUCUUUAGUUUUACCUGCAGAAGAUUGGAAAGCUCUGACAAAUCUAAAUGUAUGUGCUGAUAUUAUAAUGUAUCUGAAUCGACUUUGCCAAGUUCUGGAACAACCUCCGGAAGAACAGCAGUUGUUGUGUUCCAGCAAGCAGCUGCUAGAAACGCAGGAUAUGAUGUUAACUACCUUGCAAGACCAGCAAGCUCUGGAACUGCCGUGGUAUCACGUAGCCAAGAAAAGUCAAACCGAUUUUAAACAGGCGCUGAUAAGUUCCUACCAACUUCUAAUAGACCGCAGGAAGCACGCGGUUUACUUACAAGAGUUGUAUCGCAUCAAUGGCAUAUGCGCUGUAGCGGCGCCAACAAGCAACAGCACAGUUCUGCAUCGAAUGGAAAAUGACCGUGAAAGACACAAGAAAUCAAAAGAACAUUUGUGGUUUACCGAGAGAAAUUUCAUUCUCGAUUCUCAAGAGUUUGAUUCGCUCUGGAGCUCAUGCAAAGGAAUGACCAAAAAUGACUAUACAGAUAUUCGCGAUCUCAACAAGAUUGCUCAUAAUAGCUAUAUGUAUAAUUAA